Molecule: messenger RNA, 11033 nt
Organism: Saccostrea cuccullata (small rock oyster)
Lineage: Eukaryota; Metazoa; Mollusca; Bivalvia; Ostreida; Ostreidae
Product: abnormal spindle-like microcephaly-associated protein homolog
Biological process (GO): mitotic cell cycle; spindle organization; establishment of meiotic spindle localization
Cellular component (GO): spindle pole
Molecular function (GO): calmodulin binding
Source: RefSeq, a predicted model, not a curated record
GAUUGGCUAAUUUUGAAAAGGCUCGAGAUUCAAAGUCAUGACAUAAACACACCGAUAAAUACUAGGCGUAAGCUAAAUAUUUCGACGCAAGAUGCUGCAAACAUGACAGAAGAUAGCUUUGGAUGGACAAAUUCUAAAAUGAAUGACAGUCUUGACUUUGAUCCAGCGUCUUUGAGCUCGCUGGCCACAUCGACACCGAAACCAUCAAGUUUAUCGAGUGACAGAAAAUCGGGUCGACGAUCAUGGUUUGAAAAACCCUCGGGAAUUACAUACAGCAUUGCUGUUGAAAGUAAGGAAAAACAUGAUUCCAGAAGAAAAAGUGAUGUUGAAGUUGAAACACUGGUUCUGACUCAUUUCACAACUUCUCCAAAAAUUGGAUUCGGAACAUGCAAACUUGGAAUUCCAAAACAGAGGACAUUGAUUGUUAAAAAUCCUCAUGAUUAUCCACAGAGCGUGAAAAUAGAACGUGUUCCACACAAGAACAUUUUUUCCUUUGAUUCUACAGAAUUUACUGUCGAUGGAGAAAGCAUACAUCAUCUCGAAAUUUCAUUCAAUCCAGAAAAUGAAGGCAACUUCAGGGAAAUGAUACAGUUCUCUAUAGAUAAUGCUUACAGACUUCAAGCAUUUGUUUUUGGAACCUGUCAAAAACCCCAAAAGAAAAAGAUUGUGACAAGAAAAGGUCUCCUGAAUCAAAAGGUCAAAAGACCCCUGUCAGUGGUCUACACACAAAGUUUGGCAAACAUUGCCAAAUCCUACAGUCCAGAUAAGUCUGAAAAGGAUUCAGCCCGUGUGAAAAGUUUAAGAAAAGAUGAAAACAGACUGCAAACAUCAGGAAACGUCUCUAUCAAGAGAGAAAAGUCUGGCAAGAGAAAUCAUCGGAGGUCAAACACCUACAACUCAUCAGACCAAGGAGAAAAGCAGGACAAGUCACAGGAAAGGUCACAGGAAAGUAUAGCAUUAGGUGUAGACAAAGACACUGAUGAAAACAAAGAGAACCAGGGUAAAACACCAGCGACUAAUAGUGGAAACGGAGAACAGAGGAGUUAUGUUGAUGAUCAGUCUUCUGACCAUCAGCAAACCAUUGUUGAAGAGACUUGUACCAAUGUCAUUUCCCCUGACACAUUUCUGAAGAAUUCAAGUGGGUUAGCAGUUGGUAAUGGGGAGAGUGGAUUGUUAGAGAAUUGUACUGAUACUCCCUCAACAAUAACAGCAUCUAAGGGGUAUAUUAGUCCGAACACAUUUUUACAAGAGUCUUCUGGCCAUCAGAAAACUGUAGCUGCAGAGACUUGUACCAAUGUCAUUUCUCCUGACACUUUUCUGAAGAAAUCAAGUAUGCAAGGAGUUGGUAAUGGGGAAAGUGGAUUUUCAGAGAACUGUACUGAUACCCCCUCAACAAUAACAGCAACUAAGGGGUAUAUUAGCCCGAACACAUUUUUACAAGAUUUGAAUGAAACCAAAGAGAAUUUGUCAGUAAACUUAGACCAGGACCAUUCUAACAGUGUAGACGAUGUACUAAAUAAAUCAGUACCUCAUGAAGUAAUGCUUAGCCAACUGGAAUUUGUGAAGACAAAUCUGAAAUGGAAAAUGUCAAACAGUUUAUGUUUGAAUGGAUCAAAAGAGGUUUCUAUGUCCAAAACAAUCGAGGAAAGAGCAUUAACAUUUGUUACUUCUAACCAACCCAGUAAUCCAUUUAGUAUCAUUCCAGAGGGAAGCAGUCCUCGCAGAACCACUUAUACAGUCAAGAGAAAACAUUCCCCUCGUAAAACAAUGACCAAAGUUAUGCAGAGGAGGGUUGCUCAUGACAAAACCACUGUCAAUCACUCAAAAGAUGGACAUGAGAGGAAUGUUGAGCAACCAUUGCAGGGUAGAGGAAAGGCCCCCAAAAGGAGAAGAAGUGGAGGUUUUACCCCAAGAGGAGUUUGGAAAAAUAAAAGCUCAUUGCACCUCACUGAAAAUGUUGGAAAAAGCCCUCUUAUUGAACCAACACCAGAGAGAAUGGUAAAGGAAAGACAUGCUUUUGACAUACCAGACAGUAUUUGUUUAACACCAGAAAUACUGGAAAAGUCCAAAAAUCCUAACAGGUUGCCAGGAAAUGAACCAUCAAAUUUAGUGCUUCCCACUCCUGAGAGAAUCCUUAUGGAUGGAAGGAAAGAAAGUAAUGCAAAAACCCCACUGUCUCAUCAUUACAGAAGUCUGACUUUGUUAACACCAGAACAGAGUCUUCAGAAAAUGGGUCCAAAGGAGACAGGUGUUGACACACCAUGUUCUAAACAGACUUUCUUCCUAGACAGUUACACCUCAGACAAAGGAUCUCUCACAUAUUUACCAGACACUCCUCUGCAACAAGCACAUGCAGGAUCAGAAACAAACUUAAAAGAAGAGUCAGUAUUGACACAACUGGAGGUACAACCAUCUGGCUUAUUCACUCCAUCAGGAGAGAACGGUCAGAGGAAUUCAGACUCUCCUUGUAUCAGUGAGAUUUCAGAGGGAAGCUUCAAUUGCACGCCUCUACCAACUAGUCCCAACCCUGACCUGUCUAGACGAUCCACCCAUAUCAUUCACAAUCCCAGGGUACUUAACUCUAGUCAUAUGGAGAAAAAGCGACUUUUCCCUCCACUUGACGGGCUUGACAAUGAAGAUGAUGAAGAGUUGGAGGAUAAAGAAAAUAUUCCACCAAGACAGAUGAGCCCUGAUACAGAUAAUGUUUGUGGUAAAUCACCAUUAAAAGAACAAGUAUUUUCUGUUGAAGAUAAAGAAGAAGAUGAUAGGAGUUCAGAAGUUGAUCAAUGCUCUAGACUUGAAACAAUUUCAACUUUAUCUGACUGUAUUAAUGAUCCAUCUAAAUCUAUGGACAGUAAUGAGCAGUCAUGUGAAGAAAAUGUUCUGAAAGUGUCUGAAGUAAAAGAGAUUGCUGAAAAAGAUGACAAUGACAAGACAUGCUUAAAACCAGACAACUGUACAGGACAAAGUGAAAAUGUCACCGAAAGUUGUGUUAGCAGGGAUGCCAAUCUUGUACCUUUGAAACAGGGAUUGUUGAAGGAAAGCAAGUUAAAGAAAGCCAAGGGUGUAGGUGUCUUUGAAAACCAGAGUGAAAAAUCCAAAGUAAUAAAGCAGCAAGAGAUAUCUAAGAGGGGACAGGUUUCUCAGAAGCGUAAGACUGAUGAAGCUGGUAUGAAACAGCCAAAAGUAACAGCUCCAGUUCAAAGACAAACUGCUAAACCUAAAACAGCUAGGACUGCAAAGUCAAAGCUCAUACUAAUGAAAAGGACAAAAACAGCCUUGCCAAAACAUCCAUUACCAUUUGCAUCCAAAAAUAUUUACUAUGAUGAGAGAUGGAUGGAAAAGCAAGAACGUGGAUUUUCUCAUUGGCUGAAUUUUAUUUUAACACCGUCCACUGAAAUGGGAAACAACACUAAAUGUAAAGUUGAUGCUUCCAAGCUAGAUUUUUACAAAACUGGACCCCAGAAACUGGCACCAACCAAAGAAGCGCUGUCCUUCAAAGAGUAUUCCGCCAGUCGUAAAUUAAACGGCCUGCGACGAUCUGCCUGUAAGCUAUUCCAGUCUGAGGCGGUGACAACGGUGGUCAGAAAACUGGAGAUGGAGGUAGAGAGUCACCGCUUGAUGAUCAGAAAAGACCGCAAGAUUCAGGCGGAUCUAGGCCUGAGACAGUCUAUUUUAGAUCUACUGUUGUCUUUCAAUCCUUUAUGGCUGAGAAUUGGAUUAGAGACUGUAUUUGGAGAGAUAAUCAGCGUCAAAGAUAAUGGUGAUGUGGUUGGUCUUUCUCACUUCAUCAUCACAAGAGUUCUAGGAAAUCCUGACAUAGCCUGUCAGUUUGCCCAUCCAUCAGUCCCACACCUCUACAAAGAAGGCUACUCGGGGGCUAUAGCUCAGCACUUUCUGAAGAAGUUCCUGUUGUUGGUGUAUUUCCUGGAUCAGGCUAAGUGUCAGCUGUUAAUCAAGCAUGACCCCUGUCUGUUCUGUAUGGACUCUGAAUUCAAAUCGUGUAAAGCCCUACUGGUGGAGUUUUCUAGCCACUUCUUGGCGGGGGAGGGAGACAUCAAUCGACAUCUUGGAUACCUAGGAUGCCUCACUAGUCACACCCAGACUGCCUUAGAUGAGUUUGAUUAUGCCAUUCAGAACCUGAGUACGGAUCUCAGGGAUGGACUGAGACUGAUACGAAUUCUGGACUUGCUGGAAGAGAAAGCACCUUUUAAGAGAAAGCUCAGGGUACCAGCCAUCAGUCGUCUCCAGAAAAUUCACAACAUGGACGUGGCUUUCUCUAUUCUUAAAGACAUUGGUAUUGACAUGGAGAAAGAUGUAAAAAUGGUCAGCUCCAGAGACAUUGUGGAUGGUCACAAGGAAAAGACUCUUCAUUUGCUGUGGAUGAUCAUUUUGAAAUACCAAAUUGGUCUGAUGUUGAAUGCAAAUCAACUGAAGGAUGAAAUAUCUGCCUUGGAGAGAUCUCUACAGCUCCGCAAGCACCUGCAGGCUCUAAAGAAUUACGAAAUGGGUUUGCAGCAGAAAAGAAGGGAAUCCACAUGUGAUGAUCUGUACUCAAACAAUGAACUUCUAGCCUUGCUUCUGAAAUGGUGCAGAACUGUUUGUCUUUUCUAUGGACUCAAGGUAGAGAAUUUCACUGUCUCGUUCAGUGAUGGCCAGGCCUUAUGCUUCCUUGUACACCACUAUCACCCAGACCUCCUUCCUCAGACUCUGAUCAGCACCAGGACCAGUAUGACUUACCAGGAGGAGGCGGAGCAUCAGACACUGGACUGUAGUCUAUCAGACAGCCCCGCCCCCAUGUCAGCAGUUUCAGCUGACCAAGAUGUAUUCAAAGAUCUUCUGAAGAAUGAAAGAGAAAAUUUCAAAGUUCUGCACCAGAAGGUAUCGGAGUUAGGUGGUGUUCCUAUGAUGAUUAAAGCCGCUGACAUGUCUAACACAAUCCCUGAUGAGAAGAUCGUGGUGACGUACGUCAGUUACCUGUGUGCUCGCCUCCUGGACAUCAGGGAGGAAUGCCGUGCCGCCCGCACUAUACAGCUAGCCUGGCGGCGACACUACCUAAACAGGGCCAGGGCCAAAUUACAGGUCAAGGAGAAAGCAGCUAUCAAAAUCCAAAGAUUUUUCAAAUUUCACCAACAAAAGAUGCUUCAAAGAAAACAACAUACCUCUGCCAUUAUUAUUCAGCGAUGUGUAAGAAGAUAUCUUGCAAGAAGAAAACUAUGCCAAAUGUUAGUAGAAAAACGAUUGAGGGCUGCUAGAGUACUGAAGAAUUUCUUGCUGACUCGUGUAGAAAGACAGCGCUUUGUAAGGAUGAAGGCAAGUGCUAUUAAGAUCCAAUGUGUUGUCAGAGGAUUUCUAGUAAGGCAGCAGUUAGCCAAGGAGAAGUCUGCUGUAAGACUGAUAGAAAACUGGUACUUAUUAUCCAAGCAAAGCAAACAACUGAGAGAUAAUUUUUUACAUAAGAAACAGAGCAUAAUUACUCUUCAAAGAGCAGUCAGAAAAUUAAGGGAGAGGAGGAAGCUGAAAAAAGAAAAGGCAGCAAUAGUGCUACAGAAAACUUGGAGAGCUCACUGUGUGAAGUGUUGGUACAAAGGGAUAAAGUCAAGCAUAGCUGUUAUUCAGAGAGCAGUCCAGGCAUGGAAAUUGAGGAAAGAGUUCUUGAGGAAACGAAAAGCAGUAUUAUUCCUACAACAAAAAUACAGAGCCCAUCAACUGGCAAAAAGACAAAGAGCCACAUUCCUUCAGAUUAGGUUGUCCUCCAUUGUAAUACAGCAGGCCUGGAAGAGACAUAUGGAAAAACGAUCUCAGACAGUGACCAAACUUCAGUCAUAUUGGAGAGGUUUUGUGGUUCUGAGGAAAUACAGAAUACUUAGGAGAGGAGUGGUGGCUACACAGGCAGCAUUUAGAGCAUAUUCUGCUAGAAAACUGUACCUGAGUCAACGUAAGGCAGUUGUUGCAAUUCAGCAAAGGUGGAAAGAGAUUCUGGUGGGAAGGCAAAUCAGACAAAGAUUUCUAGCUUUUAAAGCAGCAGCUAUUACAAUACAGGAAAACUUUAAAGGCCAUCAAGUUAGAAAGCAGUUCCUUCAGACUCGUUGUGCUGUGAUUGUACUCCAGAAAAAUUUCCGUAGACUUGUUGCUCACAAGAAGUUCCAGCUUAUGAAAGAGAGCAUUGUCAAGAUUCAAAGAAAGUGGCGUGCAACACUGCACAUGAAACAGGAAUUUACACAAUAUCAAGUUGUAAAGGGAUCAGUUUUAGCAGUUCAGUCCUAUUUCAGAGGAUAUAGAGUCAGGAAAGCCAUUGCUGUCAUACGACAAAGAGAAGCAUCAGCCCAGCUUAUUCAGAAGUAUUGGAGAGGCUACUGCAUAAGAAAGAAAUAUUUAACACAGAAAGAAUGUGCCAAAACUAUUCAGACUGCUUACAGGGCAUGGAAGCAAAAAAGAGAAAAGGAGCAGAAAUGCAAAGCUGUCAUCAUUUUGCAAAGAAGAUAUAGAGCCCUUCUUUGUUCAAGAUUACACAGGAAAUCUUUCCUACAGGUGAAAUCAGCCUGCUUUACAAUUCAGAAACAUUGGAGGAUGAAAGUUAUGAAGAGAAAUCAUGCAGCAAUUACCAUACAAUCACAGUGGAAAGCACAUGCUGCCAGAAAAAGAUUCAGAGUCAUUAAAAAAGCUGUAAUUUGUAUACAGUCUGCUUACAGGAUGUGGAAGUCAAGAAAGAAUUACAUGCUAAAAAAGAAAGCAGCUGUUAUCAUUCAGCAGAGGUAUAGAGAAUAUAGAAGAGGGAGGGCUCAGAGGGAAAACUUCUUGAUCAGUAAAGGAGCAGCACUGACUAUUCAGGCAUAUUAUAGAGGUUACCAAGCAAGAAAAAGGUUCAAAACAUUGAAGGGUUCCGCCAUCAAAAUUCAGGCUCAUGUCAGAGGCUAUGGGGAAAGAAAGAAGUUCCAGCUUUUGAAAGAGAGCAUCGUCAAGAUUCAAAGAAAGUGGCGUGCAACACAACUUAUGAAACAAGAAUUAACACAAUAUCAAACAAUUAAGCAAUCAGUUUUAACAGUUCAGUCCUAUUUCAGAGGAUAUAGAGUCAGGAAAGCCAUUGGUGUGGUACGGCAACGAGAAGCAGCUGCCCAACUUAUUCAGAAGAACUGGAGAGGCUACUGUUUAAGAAAGAAUUAUCUAACACUCAGAAAAUGUACAAAGAUUAUUCAGACUGCCUAUAGAGCAUGGACGCUUAGGAAAGAAAAGGAGAAGAAAUGCCAGGCUGCAGUCAUCUUGCAAAGAAGAUACAGAGCCCUUCUUUGUAAAAGGUUACACAGGAAAUCUUUCCUACAGGUCAAAUCAGCCUGCAGCACAAUUCAGAAACACUGGAGGAUGAAAGUUAUGAAGAGAAAUCAUGCAGCAAUUGCCAUACAAUCACAGUGGAAAGCACAUGCUGCCAGAAAAAGAUUCAGAGUCAUAAAAAAAUCUGUCAUUUGUAUACAGUCAGCUUACAGGAUGUGGAAGUCAAGAAAGAAUCACAUGCUUAACAGGAGAGCAGCUGUUAUCAUUCAGCAGAGGUAUAGAGAAUAUAGAAGAGGGAUGGCUCAGAGGGAAAGCUUCCUGAUCAGUAAAGGAGCAGCACUGACUAUACAGGCAUAUUACAGAGGUUACCAAGCAAGAAAAAGGUUCAGAACGUUGAUAGGUUCCGUCAUCAAAAUUCAGGCUCAUUUCAGAGGCUCACAGGAAAGAAAGAAGUACAUGUCCCAAAAGACAGCAGCUCUGACAAUUCAGAGAAGAUUCAGAGAAACUUUAAGAGCAAGGAGAGAAAGAAGAUGUUUCCUUCUCCAGAAAGGAGCUGCUAUAUGCAUACAAGCAAGAUACAAGGCAUAUGUGGCUAGAAAGCAGUUUAUUAAUGUGCGCUCUGCUGUUGUCAGACUUCAAUCAGCAGUCCAUACUUACUUACAAAAGAAAAGGUAUAAAGAUAUUAGAGAUAGAGUUUGUACAAUACAGAGAAAAUGGAGGGCAACUCUGAUGAUGAAAGAUGCAAGACUGCAAUUCAUGAUAGUCAAGGGAGCAGCUGUCACCAUCCAGGCAUUUUACAGAAUGUGUCACGCUCAACAGGAAUUCAGGAAAACCAAAACAUCUGUCAUUAAACUUCAGUCCCUCAUACGUCGUCAUCUAGUCCAAAAGGAGUACAGGAGAAUCAAGCAGGCAGCGUGUGUUAUACAAAGACGAUUCAGAGCUUACAUGGACAUGAAACAGACACAGAAGGAAUACCUUAUCCUGAAAGGAGCUGUCAUUACCAUUCAAGCUUGUUUUAGAGGGUACUCGGAGCGUCAACAAUACCUAAAGAAGAGGGCAGCAGUUGUCAUGUUACAAUCAGGAGUAAGAAAGUUUCUGUGUCAAAGAAAUUAUGCUAAACUGAGAAGUGCUGUUCUUCAAAUUCAGAGACAAUUCCGUCAAAAAAUGUGUGUAGCAAGAGCAAGAGAGAAUUUCUUGAUUACUAAGGGUGCAGCUAUCAGCAUUCAGGCCCAAUACAGAAGGCAUCUUCAGCAGAGAGACUACAGACAUAAAAGGCAGGCGAUUAUAAAACUGCAGGCAUUCCGUCGCAUGAAAAUCCACCGAGAUCUAUUUCUGAUUCAAAAAAGGGCUGCCUGUGCAAUUCAAAGGUGGUUCAAAAAUAAAUUGCAAGGAGAUAGAGUUCAAGCAGAAUACCAGAGGAAGAGACAAGCUGUCAUAAUUCUUCAAAGUGCUACCAGAGGAUGCAUAGCUAGAAAACAAGCAAAGCAAAGAAAAAUGUCCAUUAUCCACAUACAGGCCCUUGUCAGAAAAUUCAUGGCUGUACAGAAGUUUCAAACUUUAAAGAAAUAUACCAAAUUUUGUCAACGGCACUAUAGAGCCAAAUUAAAUGGAAGAGCUGCCAGAAAUCAGUAUUUGGCCCUGUGCCAAGCAGCUAUCACAAUACAAUCAUGCUACAGAGGCUUACAGACUAGAAGACUGAUGGUGUUGAAGCAAGAAAGUGCCGGAAGGAUUCAGUCAUGGUACAGGGGAAGAAAACAGUGCAUAUUGUAUCAGAAACUCAGACAAUCUGCCUUAGUGUGUCAAGAAACUUACAGAACCGGUAGGCAAGCACAAUCAGAUAGAAGGAAGUUCUUGGUCCUCAAAGGAGCAGCUCUGACUAUUCAGGCGUCUUAUAAAGGCUACAGGACUAGACGUGUGUACCAGAGGAUGAGGCAGGAGGUAAUAUUACUCCAAGCUGGUGUUAGAGGUUUUCUCGUCAGAAAGAGGCAGAGGAAACUUAACCAAGCUGCAUCAAUCAUACAGAGGGGUUUCAGAAAACACUUGCACAGGGAACUUGUCAAGCUUCAGGAGAAAGAGAGACAAGAUUACUUGCUACAAUUUGCCCAAAGAAUGAAGAUUCACAUGGCAGCUACCAUCAUACAGAGAUGCUACAGAAAGCAUGUGUCAUUAUGUCAUGCCAAGAAACAACUUCAAAGUGUCCUCAUGAUACAAAACUGGAUGAGAGGAAGAAUAAGCCGCUUGAGGUUUCUGAAGCUGAAGAGGUCUGUCUUUGUGAUCGAAUCAGCAGCAUUAAAGUGGAUACAAAUACAGCAUGAUAAAGAAAGACAACACGCAGCUACAACAAUACAGGCUGUUUGGAGAGGAAGACAAGUGAGAAUGAGAAACAAGUGUAAGAAGGUGGCCAGGGUGAGACAGCGAGUGGUGGAGGCUCAGAGGAGCGCCACCGAGGACAAGAAGCUGGGAAACCGCACCGAGUCAGCACUGGAUUAUCUCCUACAGUACAAACAACUGUCACAUUUACUGGAGGCCUUAUUCCAUCUAGAUGUGGCGACACGUCUGUCCCCAGCCUGCUGUGAGAGACUGGUAGAGGUGAAUGCUGUGUCUGUGAUUUAUACACUGAUCAGUAGCUGUAACAGGAGUCAACCUCACAUGGAGGUCAUUAAAAUGGCUGUCAGCAUUCUGCUCAAUCUGGCCAAGUAUGACAGAACCUUGCCCUUUGUCUUUGUGGAGGGAGCAAUGAAUAUUUUGCUGGAACUGAUGCAGAUUUACAGAGAGAAAGGCCUCAUAUUUAAUAGAACUUGUACCCUGGUGGGAAUUUUAGGCAGAGAUGAAUGUCGAAGAAAGAUCAUACUCUCUCAGCUUAGAGUGACAGAGCGACUGCAGAGUCUAUAUAAAUUGACGGCAAGAAAAUACAAACUGCACGAGAACCAGCAAAUGCGACAAGCAAAACUGAACGCAUCAAAAGCAAUGAAUUACACCCUUCCUAUCCGAGCUACCCCUCAUAAACUGCCAAAGAUCCGCCCAGACUGGGUAUUACACAGGGGAUCUUUACAUAACAUAGAUAAUCCUAUGCAGGCCAUUAGUUUUGUUAUUGACAGCCUACACAUUGUACAGAGAUGAUUUACUGUGUACUAUUUUCUUUAUUUAUACCCUUUUUACUCCAUCUCUCAACUUCUUCUUUCUGUUAUAAGGAAAUUAUUUUUAUCUUUUCAUCUGAGUGUGAAGUCUGACAUUUUUUGUGUUGAAAAACUAUCAGAACAAUUUCCUGCAAAACAUGCUUCAAAGUUCGGGGAUUAAAAUGAAGGGCCACUGUUACAUAAAUAGAUUGUUAUAUCUUUAAUACAACCAUUGAACCAAAGUAUAAAAACAGCUCUAUUCAGUGAAAAUUCGAAUUAAUUCAAGUCAUUGUACAAGGUUAGAAUGCAUUUAUAGUUUGAAGUUUUAUGUAGAAAUGCAUGAAGACUUCUUUUGUGAACAUUGAAAUUUAAGCAAAUGGAUGGAUGAUUGAUUUUACUCAGUAAAUUUUUAGAGGGGAAGUCUGACAGUUUUAUGAUAAAAGUACAACUUUCUGAUGUUUCUAUGAUAUGAUUUUUUUAAAGGUUUUAAGUGUUUUAAAACCAUAUCCUUAAGUGUUUUAAGUGUUUUUUUUUUUUUACUCAAUGAAUAUGCUUUGGUAUCAAAUACCAUACACCAUCCAAUUUUUCUGCUGUAAAUGUUAUUUGUAGCAUGAUUUGAAAUGAAAUAGUCAUACAAAAUGAAAUGAA